Molecule: messenger RNA, 2466 nt
Organism: Fusarium vanettenii 77-13-4
Lineage: Eukaryota; Fungi; Ascomycota; Sordariomycetes; Hypocreales; Nectriaceae
Exons: 4
Coding region: 1-2466 (821 amino acids)
Biological process (GO): regulation of transcription by RNA polymerase II
Molecular function (GO): DNA-binding transcription factor activity, RNA polymerase II-specific; RNA polymerase II cis-regulatory region sequence-specific DNA binding
Source: RefSeq, a predicted model, not a curated record
AUGAUCGGAAUCCCAUCUGGGCGCGAUACGGAAGAGCUUCCUUCCGCUGCCGAGUUCGCCCAGGAUCUCGACUAUGACCUCGACUUCCAGGAGGACGAUUUCUUUACCUGGAUGCAGGAGCAAGUGGAGGACACUGAUGCUACCUGGACCACUACAGACCUAUUUCUGCCCACCUCUCCCUCAGAGACCCGCAGUCUCCAAGCCUCAGCCACCGAUGUAGUUGGUGAGCCCUCUACGAGCACCACACCCAUGGGCCAAUUACAAACUCCGGCAGCCAGUGUACCGCCAAAAUCUGGUCGUCGCUUUUCUACUCGGGUGGCAAAGAUACUGAGGAACUGGUUCGCAGCCCAUCAACAAUAUCCCUAUGCCACCGCUGAAGAUCUCGAGAUGCUCCAGGACCAAACGGGUCUCAGCCGGCAGCAAGUAACCAACUGGCUCGUAAACGCCAGAAGGCGCUCUAAGCCGCCUUCUUCCCGGAUUCAAGCCUCAUAUAUCCGUGAUGCUACUCAAUCAACAUCAACCGGACCUAAUACCAUCAAUAUCCCCCGACGACCCCCGACGCCUAUGCCUUGUGAAGAAAUGAGCCCCCUUCAGCGCUGGCAACACUCGCCACCCGAAUGCGAACCCGCUACUGUCGCCAGCAUCUCUCGUGCCGUGGCUGCCUCGCCUAAACUUGGGCCCUUCUCGCCAAUAUCCGGCAGAUCUUCAGAUAACGCCUCGUCGGUCAGUAGCGCGGGCAACUCCCAUUCAAGUCGCGGAUCUGGGUCUCACACCUCGGCCCAUUCCUACAGCUCCGGAAGCUCGCUUAGGAUCCUGGCGCGACAUGCUGGUCGGAGAAGACGGCGAAGGGCGCCCAAGCGACAAGGCUACCCCCGGCCAAGUCUGUUCCACACGUACCACACGUACCAGUGUACAUUUUGUCCAGAGACGUUCAAAACAAAGCAUAACUGGACUCGGCAUGAAAAGUCACUGCAUCUCUCGCUCGAGAGAUGGGUUUGCUCUCCAAACGGGGCUACUGCCAUGCACCCCGAGCAAGGCAUAUCGUGUAUCUACUGCAGACAGGCCGACCCGAACGAGCCGCACCUGAAUGCGCGCUUGGUACAUGGUACCAAGUACAUGGAGUGGCCGAUGGACUCAUGGAAAACCGACAACGCCGAGAUCAGAUCUCGAUGCGGCUUCUGCGGAGAGGCUCUAUCGUCCUGGGCCAUACGAGUCGACCAUCUCGCCGACCACUUUAAGAGUGAAAGCACAAUGGCGGAUUGGAAGGGCGAUUGGGGAUUUGACCAUGACGUGAAUGAAAUGAUCGAGAAUGCUAUACCACCUUACCUCAUUCAUUACGAGCAAACCUCGCCACUUCCCUUCUCUGUCACGCAAGGACCGGCCGGCACACCUACUAGUGCAUAUGAGCUCAUCAAACUAGAGCUCGAGUGUUAUAUGUAUGGCUACCUAGACGCACAUGGGCGUUUGCCUUCGGAUCACGAACUCCAGUGCGAGGGAUGUUCCAUUAUUUUCGGUGCAAAAGUCGCCUCUGGCCAUCCUGUCCCGCCAGCACCGUCAUGGCUUCGAGACAUCUUCACCAGUUCAACCGAGAUUGUUCAACAGGCCCGGUUGCGCCCCAUGGAGCAGGUCGCCAAGUCACGCAUGAGCCAACUCAAAAUCAAUGGCAAGAGUGACAUCUUUGAGGGUUGCGAGCUAGAGUCUCAACUAUGCCGACUAGUUGCGAUUCAUAACAUGAUAGGCCUUCCGAUGACAGACUAUGAAUUGCAGAAGGAGGCGGCUAAUCUUCUUGAUCGUAUCGAAUCUGACUCGCCCAACUCGUCUCAACUUUUCACCGGAUUCUUGACGAGGCUCGUUUGGAUGUCAAACAAGUGGCUUGCCCCCUUGCGUGAUCGAGGACGACAAUUCCCAGCCGAGAGCAUAGCAGAUGAGAAUAAUUCUCAGCCAGACUUGGCCACCGUCCAUUCACCCAACAGGCCGGCCAAUUCUGAGCUCGCUUCUGGGCAGCUGCAAGGGGGGUUGGCUGAUCUGCUACAGCCUUCGGACUAUUCCGGGACCCCUGUUCCAUCUACAAAGGCGUCAGGUGUAUCUCCCUCGCCGCUGCUGAGGCCAAAACAUGGCAAGGGCAUUGGCAACGCCUCAACUACUCAUCGUGCGAGACCGCUCUCUACAACCCAAAACUCUUUCCAUGGUAAUACCCCAUUCAGUUGGACGCUCUUCAACAACGAUAGCAACAGCUACAGGCGUCUUGCGAGAGGUCUGUCACGAUUUGUCAUGACCACCAUGUCGUCUAACAACCCUAGCAGCCAUGUACCAACUGAUGAGGAGCUGAAAUAUCAGGCACGUUGGAUUUGGUAUGGCGACGAUGACCCAUGGAACCAAACUCCUGCUGACAAUGCCGAAUGGCUCCGUGACUUUAAACGUGACUGUGGCCUCAUCGCCGAUGAUGGGCGGGACGUUGAGAGAUAG